GGCGCAGUGCCGCGCAGCCCGCUGGCUCACACAAAGCCCAGACGCGGAGAAAAUGGCGGCAGGGGUCGAAGCGGCGGCCGAGGUGGCGGCGGCGACGGAGCCCAAAAUGGAGGAGGAGAGCGGCGCGCCCGGCGUGCCGAGCGGCAACGGGGCCCCGGGCCCCAAGGGUGAAGGAGAACGACCGACUCCGAAUGAAAAGAGGAAGGAAAAAAACAUAAAGAGAGGAGGAAAUCGCUUUGAGCCCUAUGCCAAUCCAACGAAAAGAUACCGAGCCUUCAUCACGAACAUACCUUUUGAUGUGAAAUGGCAGUCACUUAAAGAUCUGGUGAAAGAAAAAGUUGGUGAGGUAACAUACGUGGAGCUCUUAAUGGACGCGGAAGGAAAGUCAAGGGGAUGCGCUGUUGUUGAAUUCAAGAUGGAAGAGAGCAUGAAAAAAGCCGCUGAAGUUCUAAACAAGCAUAGUCUGAGUGGAAGGCCACUGAAAGUCAAAGAAGAUCCUGAUGGUGAACAUGCCAGGAGAGCGAUGCAAAAGGUGAUGGCUGCGACUGGUGGGAUGGGUAUGGGACCAGGUGGCCCAGGAAUGAUUAAUAUCCCACCCAGUAUCCUAAAUAAUCCUAACAUCCCAAAUGAGAUUAUCCAUGCAUUACAGGCUGGAAGACUUGGAAGCACAGUAUUUGUAGCAAACCUGGAUUAUAAAGUUGGCUGGAAGAAAUUGAAGGAAGUUUUUAGUAUGGCUGGUGUGGUGGUUCGAGCAGACAUUCUUGAGGAUAAAGAUGGGAAAAGUCGGGGAAUAGGCACUGUUACUUUCGAGCAGUCCAUCGAGGCAGUGCAGGCCAUAUCUAUGUUUAACGGCCAGCUGCUAUUUGACAGACCAAUGCAUGUGAAAAUGGAUGAGAGGGCCUUACCGAAGGGAGAUUUUUUCCCUCCUGAGCGGCCACAGCAACUUCCCCAUGGACUUGGUGGCAUUGGCAUGGGGCUGGGACCAGGAGGACAACCUAUCGAUGCCAAUCACCUGAACAAAGGCAUUGGAAUGGGAAACCUGGGGCCCGCAGGAAUGGGAAUGGAAGGCAUAGGAUUUGGAAUAAAUAAAAUGGGAGGCAUGGAGGGCCCCUUUGGCGGUGGCAUGGAGAACAUGGGGCGAUUUGGCUCUGGAAUGAACAUGGGCAGAAUCAACGAAAUCCUAAGUAAUGCACUGAAGAGAGGAGAGAUCAUUGCAAAGCAGGGAGGAGGUGGCGGCGGAGGCAGCGUGCCCGGGAUCGAGCGGAUGGGCCCCGGCAUCGACCGCCUCGGGGGCGCCGGCAUGGAGCGCAUGGGCGCGGGCCUGGGCCACGGCAUGGAGCGCGUGGGCUCGGAGAUGGAGCGCAUGGGCCUGGUCAUGGACCGCAUGGGCUCGGUGGAGCGCAUGGGCGCCGGCAUCGAGCGCAUGGGCCCCCUGGGGCUCGACCACAUGGCCUCCAGCAUCGAGCGCAUGGGCCAGACCAUGGAGCGCAUCGGCUCGGGCGUGGAGCGCAUGGGGGCCGGCAUGGGCUUCGGCCUGGAGCGCAUGGCCGCGCCCCUCGACCGCGUGGGCCAGACCAUCGAGCGGAUGGGCUCGGGCGUGGAGCGCAUGGGCCCGGCCAUCGAGCGCAUGGGCCUGAGCAUGGAGCGCAUGGUGCCCGCGGGCAUGGGGGCCGGCCUGGAGCGCAUGGGCCCCGUGAUGGAGCGCAUGGCCACCGGCCUGGAGCGCAUGGGCGCCAACAACCUGGAGCGCAUGGGCCUGGAGCGCAUGGGCGCCAACAGCCUGGAGCGCAUGGGCCUGGAGCGCAUGGGCGCCAACAGCCUGGAGCGCAUGGGCCCCGCCAUGGGCCCGGCCCUGGGCGCCGGCAUCGAGCGCAUGGGCCUCGCCAUGGGCGGCGGCGGCGGCGGCGCCGGCUUUGACCGCGCCAUCGAGAUGGAGCGCGGCAAUUUCGGAGGCAGCUUCGCGGGCUCUUUCGGUGGCGCUGGAGGCCACGCGCCGGGGGUGGCCAGGAAGGCCUGCCAGAUCUUUGUGAGAAACCUCCCGUUUGAUUUUACAUGGAAGAUGCUAAAAGACAAAUUCAAUGAAUGUGGCCAUGUGCUCUACGCCGACAUCAAGAUGGAGAAUGGGAAGUCGAAGGGGUGCGGUGUGGUGAAGUUUGAGUCGCCCGAGGUGGCCGAGCGGGCCUGCCGGAUGAUGAAUGGAAUGAAGCUGAGUGGCCGGGAGAUCGAUGUUCGGAUCGAUCGAAACGCUUAAGCGGUUGCCUUUUUUAAACAUCGAGACCAGACCUCUGAAUUUGUAUUUUUUCUUGUUAACCAUUUUAAUUUGUUGGCUGGAUGUAUAAAGAUGUUUAAAAAAUUCAGUUGCUUUUUUGGGGUAAUUUGAAUUACUUUUUUAAUGACCGGGGUUCCAUUUGACUGUUUGCAUUGAGAUUGCAAUGUGCGCAAUUUUUUUUGUAGUUGUGGCAUCUUGUUGACAUCGAAUAUGACUUUGAUAAUAAAUACCAGUUCCUGAAAGCUG
Sorex fumeus (smoky shrew) is the source of this 2515-nucleotide messenger RNA. It is a transcript of the gene HNRNPM, whose product is annotated as heterogeneous nuclear ribonucleoprotein M. Gene Ontology annotation, biological process: alternative mRNA splicing, via spliceosome; regulation of mRNA stability involved in response to oxidative stress. Gene Ontology annotation, molecular function: mRNA binding. Gene Ontology annotation, cellular component: nucleus; cytoplasm; post-mRNA release spliceosomal complex. The record is from RefSeq and is a predicted model, not a curated record. NCBI's taxonomy places the organism in Eukaryota, Metazoa, Chordata, Mammalia, Eulipotyphla, Soricidae. The coding region runs from base 53 to 2251 and encodes 732 amino acids. The transcript is spliced from 16 exons.